Messenger RNA from Periophthalmus magnuspinnatus, 5643 nucleotides. RefSeq names its product anoctamin 3 (gene ano3). The transcript has 25 exons. Gene Ontology annotation, molecular function: protein dimerization activity; chloride channel activity. The record is from RefSeq and is a predicted model, not a curated record. NCBI's taxonomy places the organism in Eukaryota, Metazoa, Chordata, Actinopteri, Gobiiformes, Gobiidae. Gene Ontology annotation, cellular component: plasma membrane. Gene Ontology annotation, biological process: chloride transmembrane transport. The coding region runs from base 214 to 3132 and encodes 972 amino acids.
GUGGACGGUGCUGGAGGAGGCGCGAGAGAGGAGAGGAGCGCGAGACAGGUGUUGCUGGGGGUUUGCGCAUCAUCGCCAGUGAUCGCGUUUGGCAGGAUGGGAGCCGCGGAAACACCUACGCCAGCUCACCAUAGAUCCCCAUGUUUUCUGAUAUUUGCUUUGACGGACUACGGAAUUUAAUUAGCGACCAGGAGGCAGCAAGUCACCGUCGCAAUGGUGCACCACUCGGGCUCUAUCCAGUCCUUCAAGCAGCAGAAAGGGAUGCACACCAGCAUCAGCGAGAUCCUGAAGGAGAAGAGCUUGAAGCCGUCGCGUCGCAGCCUGCCCUGUCUGGUACAGAGCCAGACUCAUCCCAUCAACCUCAACCACUUCCUCUCCGUGCCCCUGAGCCCCGAGCCCAAACCUGAGGGGGACAUCCUGAGCCAGGGCUUCAGCACGUCCUGCAGCCUGCUUCCCCCACAGACAGAAGAUGGCAAGGACCAGUACAUGGAGGAGUCUGAGGCCACACCGUGUGAGACCAGAGCAGACGAGACGCUACUGCUGCACAAACCAUCAAUCACACGAGCCAAGCUAGAGGCGCGAGCAGAUUCUCUAAAGCAGGGAGGACCCGAUUCUUCUGGCUUGUAUUUUCGAGAUGGUAAAAAGAGAAUAGAUUAUAUCCUGGUUUACAAGAAAUCCAGUCCUCAGGUGGAGAAACGGUGCACAUUUGAGAAAAACCUUCGUGCGGAGGGUCUAAUGUUGGAGAAAGAGCCUUCAUUGACAAAUAAUGACAUCAUGUUUGUGAAGAUACACGUUCCUUGGGAUGCACUUUGCAAAUAUGCAGAACAAAUGAACAUACGGAUGCCUUUUAGGAAAAAGUGCUACUUCACAGACUGGAAGAGUAAAAAGUUGGGCAGCUGGUUCCAUCUGAGGUGUCGGCAGAUUAAAAGCUGGCUGCCCCGAAAUCCCAUGAAAUUGGACAAAGAGGCACUGCCCGAUCUGGAGGAAACAGAUUGCUACACAGCACCAUUCAGCAGAGCACGGAUGCACCACUUCACCAUCAACAAUAGGGAGACCUUUUUUUCCAACUCCACCCGAAGCAGAAUAGUUCAUCAUGUCCUGCAGCGCACAAAAUAUGAGGACAGCAAAUCAAAGAUAGGUAUGAACCGGUUAUUGGGCAACAACACAUACGAGGCUGCAUUUCCUCCCCAUGAGGGUGGAUACAAGAGCAGACAUCCCAUUAAAACGCAUGGAGCACAGAAUCACAGGCACCUGCUGUAUGAACGCUGGGCCCGAUGGGGACUAUGGUACAAAUACCAACCCCUGGACCUCAUCAGGAGGUAUUUUGGAGAGAAGAUUGGUCUGUACUUUGCCUGGCUCGGCUGGUACACGGGCAUGUUGAUCCCAGCUGCUCUUGUUGGGCUUUUUGUCUUCCUUUAUGGCCUCUUCACUAUGGACUCUAGCCAAGUCAGCAAAGAGAUUUGUGAAGCCAAUACAACCAUCAUGUGUCCCAUGUGUGAUGAUAACUGUGAGCCAUGGACUUUGAGUGACAGCUGUGUGUAUGCAAAGGUUACGCAUUUAUUUGACAAUGGAGGGACUGUGUUUUUUGCUAUCUUCAUGGCUAUUUGGGCCACCGUAUUCCUGGAGUUCUGGAAGAGGAGGAGAGCAGAGUUGACUUAUGACUGGGAUCUCAUUGAUUGGGAGGAAGAAGAGGAGGAGCUGCGGCCUCAGUUUGAAGCUAAAUAUUCCCGAGUGGAGAGAGUGAACCCCAUAUCUGGAAAACCUGAGCCUUUCCAGCCUCUCCCAGAUAAAGUCAGUCGGCUAAUGCUGUCGGUGUCCGGGAUAUUCUUCAUGAUCUCCCUAGUUUUAGCUGCUGUGUUUGCCGUGGUGGUUUUUCGGCUCAUUGCUAUGAAGACAUUUGCUUCCUUCGGCUGGCAUUUUGUGAAGAAGAACUGGCAGUUUGCAACCUCCGGCACCGGCGUCUGCAUCAACUUUAUGAUCAUCAUGUCUCUCAAUGUGGUUUAUGAAAAGGUGUCAUAUCUACUGACUAAUUUAGAGCACCCACGGACUGAAUCUGAAUGGGAAAACAGCUUUGCUCUCAAGAUGUUUUUGUUUCAGUUUGUGAAUUUAAACAGUUCCACUUUUUACAUCGCCUUCUUUCUGGGAAGAUUUGCUGGCAGGCCUGGAAAAUACAAUAAACUCUUUAAUCGAUGGCGGCUGGAGGAGUGUCAUCCCAGUGGCUGUUUGAUUGAUUUAUGCCUGCAAAUGGGAGUCAUAAUGUUUUUCAAGCAAAUCUGGAACAACUUUAUGGAGCUUGGUUAUCCAUUACUGCAGAACUGGUGGUCUCGGAGGAAGAUGAAGAAAGGAGGCGGUGCAGGGCAAAGCGUAGAUAACAAGGCCCAACUUCCACAGUGGGAUAAAGACUGGAAUCUUCAGCCCAUGAACGCACAUGGACUGGUGGACGAAUACCUGGAAAUGGUUCUCCAGUUUGGCUUCACCACCAUCUUUGUCGCUGCUUUCCCACUGGCUCCUCUUCUCGCUCUCCUUAACAAUAUCAUUGAGAUCCGACUUGAUGCCUACAAAUUUGUUACCCAGUGGAGGCGCCCCAUGCCAGCCAGAGCAACAGACAUAGGUAUAUGGCAUGGCAUACUGGAGGGAAUUGGAGUCUUGGCUGUCAUCACCAAUGCCUUUGUCAUUGCCAUCACCUCUGACUACAUACCACGCUUCGUCUACGCCUUCAAAUAUGGCCCAUGUGCGGAUAAGGGGAGUCACUACGAGAAUGAGUGUUUGCGAGGGUACAUGAACAGCAGCUUGUCUGUAUUCGACAUGAGGCAAACCAACAGCAGUCAGUUCAGAUACUGCCGGUACAGGGACUACAGAGCGUCCCCCUGGAGUCCUGCCCCAUAUGAGUUCACUCUGCAGUUUUGGCAUGUCCUGGCUGCCCGACUGGCCUUCAUUAUAGUCUUUGAGCACUUGGUGUUUGGGAUCAAGUCUUUCAUCGCAUAUCUCAUCCCGGACAUGCCCAAGGACCUGUGCGACCGCAUGAGGCGCGAGAAGUACCUGAUGCAGGAGAUGAUGUACGAAGCCGAGCUGGAGCACCUGCAGAAGGAGAGGAAGAAAAACGGGCGGCGCUAUCACCAUGAGUGGCCUUAGCUUUACCCCUUGUGUCCACUACCACAUGCUGCACAGCUCUCAGUCCUCCUGUCCUCACUGUUCUUAGCUUUGAGUAUACACCAAAGACACAGUCACUGCUAACCAGCGCUAACCUCGCUCCACCUCCUCCCUGCCAUCUGCUCCAUGUUUAGUAUUGGCACUCAUCCUCAGUUUCCUCCUAUGACCCUAACUUUGCUGAGUCAUUGUUUCACUGGGAACAAACUUGAUGCGCAAUUGUAAUGUUUACUAUGCAGAUAAAGGGGGCCCCCUCCAGCACCGUGUGGUAGCUCCCUUUGCUUUGACUUAAAUUUGGUGCAGCUUUCAUGAGAUUUUGUCAGUGUUCAACAGGUCCUAUGGUAGAGCUAUUGUGGCAGUUAAUGUUUCUUGUCGCAAAAAGUGGUUUUAGUGAUGUUGCUACCAAAUACAAGAGACAAUAUCAGUGACUGUGUAUUGCCCUAGAAGCAUGCUGAUUCAUAUUUGCAACAAUUUUGUCAACUUAAAAAAAUGACUAAAACAAAAGCGAUGAUCAUUCAGAGUUCUCAGUGACAUCUUAAAGUGCAUGGCAAUAUUGUUUUGUACUUUCCGACAGUCCAUGUCCUGAUGCCUGAUGUUUGUAUCUGAUGUGUGUUAAAGUGUCUGUGCUACCGUUGAGCUUGACUGUGUUGAGGAAAUGUAAAACUAGUGCAAUUUGAUCGUGCCUACAACAGUUGUGCACAUCACCAAUGUGUCACCGACAUCACGUGUGCCUGUGUGUGCUGCACAUGCUUUUCAAGUGCAAGAAGUCUCCUCUUUCUCUCCUACUUUCCCCCCUUCCCAACGAUAGACUCACUGAACUCACCUGUAAGGAUUUGGUUUGGACCUGUGUCACCUUCUGCGGUCUCGGCUAACGACUUAGCUGUAACGUGACUCCCAUCAUGAACAAUGUAUAUGUUUGCAAGCAGGAGCCACUCUUCCGUUUGGGCUGUUUCUCAUUUACCCCUGGGUUAGACUUGGAGCCCUGAGACAUACCUGUGGCUUGAAUGUUUGGGCUGCAAAGAACAUCCUUCAGCCAAUUUUUUUAUUCACAUCAGCAGUGGACAGUUUUCAACACUAUCACUAUUAGCAUUGCCUUUUUGUAUUUAGUUAUGGAAUCAUGGCAGAGUUAAGUGGUUUGGCCAAUGAGGACUCAGGAAAACAAGCAGCAUGAAGCAAUUGUUAUCAUUUGAGAAUUUGUUGUUUAUUUUUCUCAGAAUGGGAGUAUGGGAGUUAUUGCAUUGCAUGACUGGUAAUGCUGAGGUUUGUGGUUUAAAGGAAAGCACAUGUUUUGUGGAUACUACUGCUACUUUUAUGCACAUUCAUAUCUUACAUCAUCACAUUUUCUCCUAUCAUCAUAUAACUUUAAAUCUGUUCCUUUUGUUAUUUAUUUUAUUUGAUAGCUGUCAUUUAAUUUAUAUGUAAUAUUUUUAUACUAUUUAUUUCAGACUUCUUUCAGACUCCUUUUCCAACAAUGUAAUGUCCAUAUUUCUCAGGUGUCCUCUGAAUGUUUGCAAAUGUUCAGCUUUUUAUCCUCACAUUUUCUAAGAUGCAAUCAGAAGUAACUGCUUUUUAGAUAUAUAUUUUUGCACUGCAGUGCUCUUGCAUGAAUAUGAUGCACAUAUAAAGCUAAAAGCAUGAUUUGUUUUGCUUAGAUUAUAUCAAUCAGUUAAAAAGAAUUGCAACCAAUAAGGGGAGAAAGAAAAAGCAAACACAUUAUUCAAAGCCAUUUAUUUCAUUUUAGAGAGAUUAGAUUAAAAUGAUUUAUUUCUCUAGUACACUCGUUUUUAAAUCUUUUCCUGCUAUGUGAACAUUGAGAAUCUAUGCAUGUUGUCCUUGAGUGCUACUUUUCAUUUGUACUGAUGCUAAUAUUAAUGUACUGGUACAUUUGUACUCUAGAAUAUGCAUGAUGUAAAACCUGCUUUGAGCUGAGCUAACGUCUCUAACGUUGUCCACAGCGUCUUAACAUAUCACCUCCCUUUUUUGAUAAUUUAAGUUGUAUGUUUCUCAAUGACUUUUAUACUGUACAAUGGUUUUCUAAAUAGCUAGAGACUCUAGUCAGUGAUGGUAAACAAACUGGACUAAAAUUUGUGAAGUUAACUUAAAUUUCCACUCGCAGACAAAGUGAUAGACCAACUGGAAUGGUGUAUACUGUUUGAAAUGACCUUGGAUGUGUGUAGUACCAGCCUCUAAUGGUUUGCAGAUGGAUUACUUCAUGUUAUCGCUUCUCAAUGAGGACUUCUCGACAAUAAAUGCUGCAGUGGAGAGGUGUUGAGGCCCAUCCCACUGUUGGCCAUAGCACAAUAAGGCGCUUGUAUAAGGAGUAAUAAUGGCAUGACCUUGCACAUUGAAAACACUGCGGUCUGGAGGGGACUGGAUUUUGUUGUGUGCUCUGUUUCAUGUGGAAGCACAUAGUUUUAACUGGACAAUAGAGAGAUACUAGUGACAUGAGGUGUAUCUAUAACAUGUUUUCUUUGUUCAUGUUUACAUAGAAAAACA